This is a messenger RNA of Carassius gibelio (silver crucian carp), 3467 nucleotides long. RefSeq names its product ras-related protein Rab-20-like. The coding region runs from base 287 to 1024 and encodes 245 amino acids. Gene Ontology annotation, biological process: intracellular protein transport. NCBI's taxonomy places the organism in Eukaryota, Metazoa, Chordata, Actinopteri, Cypriniformes, Cyprinidae. The transcript is spliced from 2 exons. Gene Ontology annotation, cellular component: endomembrane system. Gene Ontology annotation, molecular function: GTPase activity; GTP binding. The record is from RefSeq and is a predicted model, not a curated record.
UUCGUUGACGAAUCGGACAGCACUACUGUUAGUGUUAAACCCGACUUGAAAGUUCUGUAGUUAGAAAAUCGGCGUCGUUACCAGAUACACUAGGGAACAAUUACUAUUGAAUUUUCUAACACACCCGACUGGGGUUUAUUUCGACAAACUUUGUACGGAGAUCGUCAGACUGGAGGUAAUAAGAGCAUGCUUUUAAAGCGCGGAGACCGAUAAGUUAGCUGGAUUGUUUAUAUGGCGAUCUUGCAUGUAAGAGUUGAGUUUGCGUGAGUGGCAUGUGUUUGGAGACAUGUCUCAGGCCUCAAGGACCAAGAAACCCGACGUGAAAAUCGUCAUUCUGGGGGACAUGAACGUGGGGAAGACUUCUCUCCUCCACAGAUACACGGAGAGGAGGUUUAAGGACACUAUCAGCACAGUCGGAGGGGCGUUCUUCCUCAAACAGUGGGGACCCUACAACAUUUCCAUAUGGGACACUGCAGGUCGAGAGCAGUUUCAUGGCCUGGGCUCCAUGUACUGCCGUGGCGCGGCUGCAGUUAUCCUCACCUAUGACGUUACCAACUGGCAAAGCCUGGUUGAGCUGGAAAACCGCUUCCUGUCCCUGACUGACACUGCCAACUCUGACUGCAUAUUUGCCAUUGUGGGUAACAAAGCAGACCUUACCGACACUCACGCUCAAGAACCAGACACAGAGAGCGCGCGAGGAGACGAACCCCAGCCUGUGGUCACAUGUCCGACUCCUCCCGCCACUCCGCUUCAGCACAAACAGGUCAGCAGAGAGGACGCCAUGGCCCUGUACGGCCGCGUGCUUCGCUACAAAGGCCUGGAGGAGAAGGCCUGUCUGCCGGCAGAGAAGAUGUGCUUUGAGACAAGCGCUAAAACGGGUUAUAAUGUGGACGCUUUGUUUGAAACCCUCUUUGAACUGGUUCUGCCCUCCAUCCUGAAGAAAAGGAGCGAGGGAGAGAGCGCCACUGUGGACCUGGAGAUGCCAAUGGAGGCAAAAAGGACUAAAGCAGGAUGUUGUGCUUAGAGCUGGACAAACAUAGGAGACGUGAGAAUUGUUAUCAAUUCGUGCCAAAGGAGGAAUGGAUCAAAAUCAGACCUAAAACUAGAAUUCAUGUAAACUACAGCUAUUUACAUAUGUAUUUUUUUUUCUUUCAUUUUUUCUCCAGAACAGUAUUAAAAACUUUUUGGGGGGAAUUAAAAGAUAGAAGCACUUGAUAAUCAUGCAGAAUAGCUGAUUUAUUUUCUGUUUUAAUUUUGUGUAAAAAAAAAAAAAAAAUGCAUUGAAAAAUGAAAUGAACAUAUCUCUGAUUUUUUUUUUCUUUAAUUUUUUUUUUAUUACAUCUGGUGUACAUUUAUAUUUUGUGGAAAUCACAUGAAUAUUUUCUUAUACUGCCUCACUUAUUCUAAUUUGAGAAAAUUAAAAAUUCCCAAAGUUUGGAAUAAACGGGUUAGUCUGUGGUUUGUGUGCAGUAGCUUUAUUAAGUACACUACUAAGUUUUGGGAUUUGUAAAAAAAAAAUUAAGUACUCUCUUAUGCAAAUAGUAUUGCAUUUUAAAAUAACCGUUUUAAAAUAUUUAAAAGGAUAGUUAACCCAAUUAUUCUGUCAUUUAAUGACCCUCAUGUUGUUAUAAACCCAAAAUUUUAGUUCAUCUUCAGAACACAAAUUAAGAUAUUUUUGAUGAAAUCCGAGAGCUCUCUGACCCUCCCUAGACAGCAAGGAUAUUACCACGACCAACACAGAAUCGUAGCUAGGACAUUGGUAGUCCAUGUGACAUCAGGGGUUCAACUGUAAUUCUACGAAGCUAUGAGAAUACUUUUUGUGCGCAAAAAAUAAUUUAUUCAGUAAUUCUUCUCCUGGAGUGACUGCCAUUUUGGAGAGUACCCCAUAACGUAAUCAAGGUAAUUAGCGCUGUUUACGUCCAGUAGAUGGUGCACACGUGCUGAACAUAAACAAUGCUCGUUAGGUUGAUUUGGUUCUGGGGUACUCUGAUGACCUUGCCUCAUUUCUGUGCAUUUAUUGCGGUAAUAUUGUUUCUGUCUAUGGAGGAUCAGAAAUUUCUCAGAUUACAUAAAAAAUAUCUUAAUUUGUGUUCAGAAGAUGAAAUAAGGUCUUACGGGUUUGGAACGACACAAGGGUGAUAAUUAAUGACAGACUUUUCAUUUUUGGGUGAACUAUCCCUUUAAAGGUAAUUUUAUUCCUGCGAGAUGAAUUUUCAGCAUCAUUAUUCCAGUCUUCAUUGUCACAUGGUCCUUCAGGUAUCAUUCAUAUAUGCAGAUUUUUAUGCUUAUACGUAAAUAUGCUAAUAUGCUUAGUAUUGUUGUGUUUUUGUGAAACCUGACCUGUUUUUAAUUCAUUAAAAGAAGAUAAUUGAUUUAAAAUAUAAAUCUUUUGGAACAUUUUAAAUGUCUUUGCUAUCACAUUUCAAUAAUUGCUUCCUUGAUGAGUACAAAUAUUAAUUUCUGAAAGAAAAAAAGAAAGACUGCACCCCAACCUUUUUACAAAGUAGAUAUUGUUCAGAUAUUAAAAUGAGAGAUGACACAAAUGUGACAAACAAAAAGCUUUUAUUGUUCGUUUAUUCAACACUACAAGUCAAAAUCAAUGUCUUCAGAUAUUCCACAUAAUUACAUUUAAAGUACAUUCGAUAAAAAAAAAAAAGCAGUGACUUGUUUUCAAUACAAAAAGUGUUUUGAAUUAUAAUCUUUUUUUUUUUUUGGUUCUUUUUAAUUGUGUCAAAGACAGGUUAGUGGUUUAUGGGCUUCAGGACAAUAAUACUUGAGUUAUGUGCACUGAAAAUGGCCAAAGCUGCUCAAAGUACAAAAUAGCUUGACCACGUUUAAGCCUGCUUGAGCAUGUGAAAUAGGGAGAAAGAUUGAACUUAAGUCUUCUGAUGACUGAACAUGUGUCCUGUAAACCUCAGAGAAAAUCAGUGCAAGUGGGGUAACCAAGAGAGGGUUCAUCUCAAACAAACCAGAAUCCAGAGCCUCCUGACUGAACAAAACUCUAGUUAAAAGCUUCAAGUCUCAAGAGUUUAUGACCUUUAUGAAACAAAAUACCAAAUGAACACCCUACUCUUUGUCUCCACCUAAUAGUAAUAGUGUCAGGCGACAACAUUACACAAUAUGUGGGUAAUACUUGAUUCUAAGCUGUUCAGAUAUAGCACAACAAAAAAACAAACACAAUGCAAAAAUAAUGUACAGGCAGCAGAAGAUGGUGUUAGUAUAAGUCUGGUGAGAUUAUAUUUAUAUAAUAGUUCAAAUAUUAACAGAAAGCACGGUAUUUAAAGUAGCCAAACAGUUAAUCAGUGUGCCGUUGAUCCUAAUAGAUGUCAGGGCUGUUCUAUACGGAUGAGAAUCGUCUGGAAUUAAACGAUUCAGAUUCAGAACUCAGUGGUUCUGUUAACGAUUCUUUUAGUCAUUUUUAAAGAAGAUAGAAUUGACAAUGAUUGGAAACCAAUUCUUAUUGCAAU